Messenger RNA from Syngnathus acus (greater pipefish), 5156 nucleotides. RefSeq names its product vinculin-like. Gene Ontology annotation, cellular component: actin cytoskeleton. Gene Ontology annotation, molecular function: structural molecule activity; actin filament binding. Lineage: Eukaryota; Metazoa; Chordata; Actinopteri; Syngnathiformes; Syngnathidae. The transcript has 25 exons. The record is from RefSeq and is a predicted model, not a curated record. The coding region runs from base 305 to 3790 and encodes 1161 amino acids. Gene Ontology annotation, biological process: cell adhesion.
CUGCGCCCGUGCAUGCGCGUGCAGCGUGAGCGCGCACAGGUUCCGAGCCUCCUCCAUAGCGCAGGCACGGAGCAAGCUGCGUCUUCGCCGUGAUUGGGCGGAGGGCGGUGAUUCCUUCUGGCACGACAAGGGUAGACCCACCGGAGGGACCCGGGUCUAGAUUUGACCGUCAGAGCGGACGUGGUUGUUGCUCCUCCCGCGAGUGAGGAGAGAAUAAAAAGCAAGAAAGGAGGGCUUCUUUGCAAAGAAGCCACCGAUCACCUUUUUGUGUGUGCUUUGGGGGCUGCGGUAAAAGUCGUUGACCAUGCCGGUGUUUCAUACCAAGACCAUCGAGAGUAUCCUGGAGCCGGUGGCCCAGCAGAUCUCUCACCUGGUCAUCAUGCACGAAGAAGGCGAGGUGGACGGGAAAGCCAUCCCGGACCUGUCCGUACCGGUGCAGGCGGUGCAGGCUGCAGUCAGCAACCUUGUGCGGGUUGGGAAGGAAACAGUUCAAACCACCGAGGACCAGGUGCUAAAGAGAGACAUGCCGCCUGCAUUCAUCAAGGUGGAGAACUCGUCUUCUAAACUGGUCCAAGCGGCUCAGAUGCUGAAGACGGACCCCUACUCUGUCCCCGCUCGGGAUUACCUCAUCGACGGAUCCCGAGGCAUUUUGUCGGGCACGUCUGACCUGCUGCUUACGUUCGAUGAGGCCGAGGUGCGUAAGAUUAUUCGCGUAUGCAAAGGUAUAAUGGAGUAUCUGACGGUAUCCGAAGUGGUGGAGACUAUGGAGGACCUCGUCACGUACACUAAAAACCUGGGACCAGGGAUGACCAAGAUGUCGAAGAUGAUCGAGGAGAGGCAGCAGGAGCUGACACACCAGGAGCACAGACAGAUGCUCAUCAACUCCAUGAGCACGGUCAAAGAGCUGCUGCCUGUCCUGAUAUCAGCGAUAAAAAUUUUCGUGGCAACCAAGAGCGGGCGCGGCGCCGGCGUGGAGGAAGCUGAGAGGAACCGCCGCUUUACUUUUGAGAAGAUGAGCGGCGAGAUAACCGAGAUCAUCCGAGUCUUACAGCUUACCACGUGGGACGAGGACGCCUGGGCCAAUAAGAAGGAUAUGGAAGCAUUGAAGAGAUCGUUGGCCUUGAUUGAAUCGAAAAUGAUCCAAGCGAAAGGUUGGCUGAAAGACCCUUAUGGACAACCAGGUGAACCGGGUGAGGUCGCAUUGCGUGUGAUUCUGGACGAGGCGGGAAAGGUGGGAGAGCUUUGUGCCGGGAAGGAGAGGAAGGAUAUUUUGGCAACACACAAAGCUCUGGGACAAAUGACUGACCAGAUUGCCGAUCUUCGAGUCAGAGGCCAGGGUCCGAGCCAGGCGUGUGUCCAACGUGCCAGCCAAUGCUCUCAGGGUUUAGACUUGUUAUUUGCCAAAGUGGACAAUGCUGCUCGAAGACUAGAAGCUCUUAUCAAUGCCAAGCAAGCCAUCGCGAGGAGACUGGAUGCCGCACAGGCCUGCUUGGCUGACCCAAACGGCGGUCUGGAAGGUGAGGAGAACAUCCGGGCGUUACUCGCAGAAGCCAAACGCAUUGCCGACCUGUGUGAAGACCCCAAAGACAGAGACGACAUCCUGCGUUCUAUCAGUGAGAUCGCAGGCCUCACCGCCAGACUUGUGGAGCUUCGCAAACAGAUUAGAGUGCAGCCUUGUGUGACCAAUGCGUGGCACAUUUUACCUGCCUGGAGGUUAUGUUGUUGCCUGUCAACUUUCGGCAGUCCUCCAAGGAUAAGAGGUAAAGGUGACAGUCCGGAAGCUCGUGCCUUGGCAAAGCAAAUCGGGGCGGCCCUGCUGACCCUGCAGGCCAAGACCAACCGAGCUGUGGCCAACAUGAGGCCCGCCAAGCCUGCAGUUACUCUGGAGGGCAAAAUGGAGCAAGCACUGCGUUGGGUCGCUAAUCCUGGAGUGGAUGACCGAGGUGUAGAGUGUGAGAGACUAGAGUGGAACACAGGUCAGGCGGCUAUCAGAGGGAUGGUUGGAGAAGGCAGGAGACUGGCAGGAGGCCUCUUGGGGCCAUACCGCCAGGACAUGAUGGGACGCUGCGAUAGAACAGAGGCUCUCAUGACAUCCUUGGCUGACAUGGCUGGCAGGGGAGAAGCCGAGGCCCCCCACGCUCGAGCGACCGCCGCACAGCUACAUGACAGCCUUAAGGAUCUGCGGCACAAAAUGCAGGAGGUGAUGACCCAGGAAGUAUCUGAUGUCUUCAGUGACACCACAACGCCUAUCAAAUUGCUGGCCGUGUCCGCAACCGCACCCCCGGAUGCCCCCAACAGAGACGAGGUUUUUGAGGAGCGCGCUGGGAAUUUUGAGGCCCAUGCAGGUCGUCUGGGGGCUACAGCUGAGAAGGCAGCUGCUGUGGGAACGGCCAAUAAGAGCACGGUGGAGGGGAUCCACGCAGCGGUCAAACAUGCACGUGAGCUCACGCCGCAGGUAACUUCUGCUGCUCGGAUCUUGUUGAAGAAUCCUGGGAAUAAAGCGGCGUACGAGCACUUUGACACCAUGAAGAACCAGUGGAUUGACAAUGUAGAGAAACUCACAGGUCUCGUUGAUGAAGCCAUAGAUACCAAGUCAUUGCUGGACGCAUCCGAGGAAGCCAUCAAGAAAGACAUCGACAAGUGCCGAGUUGCCAUGGCGAAUGUUCAGCCCCAAAUGCUUGUUGCCGGGGCGACGAGCAUCGCGCGGCGAGCCAAUCGUGUUCUGUUGGUGGCCAAGAGGGAAGUGGAGAAUUCGGAGGAUCCGCGCUUCAGGGACUUGGUGAAACACGCGUCAGAUGUCCUGUCUCACACCAUCUCCCCCAUGGUCAUGGAUGCCAAGGCGGUGGCUGGCAACAUUCAAGAUAAAGGGCUGCAGAAGGCCUAUUUGGACUCCUGUCUAAAGAUCCUGGCCGCUGUGGGAAAAGUCAGAGAGGCCUUCCAACCUCAGGAGCUGGAUUUCCCCCCUCCGCCGCCUGACCUAGAUCAGCUCCAAGUGAGUGAUGAGCAGGCUCCACCCAAGCCGCCCCUGCCAGAGGGCGAGGUGCCGCCCCCGCGUCCUCCUCCUCCCGAGGAAAAGGAUGAAGAGUUCCCGGAGCAGAAGGCUGGAGAGGUUGUGAGUGAGCCCAUGAUGGUGGCCGCCAAACAGCUGCACGACGAGGCCCGCAAGUGGUCCAGCAAGGAGGCAGUAGAGGUAGACGAUGAAGAUGAGUUCACUGAUGGUGAGGAUGACUAUGAGCCCGAGCUGCUGCUGAUGCCCUCCAACCAGCCUGUCAAUCAACCCAUGCUGGCGGCCGCCCAGGCUCUGCACCAGGAGGCGCGCAAGUGGUCUAGCAAGGGCAACGACAUCAUCGCGGCCGCCAAACGCAUGGCUCUGCUGAUGGCCGAGAUGUCCCGGCUGGUGCGCGGCGGCAGCGGUAACAAGCGAGCGUUGAUCCAAUGCGCCAAGGACAUCGCCAAGGCAUCGGACGAGGUGACGAGACUCGCCAAGGAAGUGGCCAAGCAGUGCACGGAUAGACGCAUCAGGACCAACCUGCUGCAGGUGUGUGAGCGGAUCCCCACCAUCAGUACUCAGUUGAAGAUCCUCUCCACCGUGAAAGCAACUAUGUUGGGUAGAACAAACAUUAGCGAAGAGGAGUCCGAGCAGGCCACAGAGAUGCUGGUCCACAACGCCCAGAACCUGAUGCAGUCCGUAAAGGAGACUGUGCGGGAAGCUGAGGCGGCCUCCAUCAAGAUCCGCACGGAUGCAGGAUUCACCCUCCGCUGGGUACGCAAAACCCCCUGGUACCAAUAAAGGCAGCAAUGACUUUGUGAACAGCAGCACACAAAAAGAAUGAAGUAGCAACAUAGAUGAUUCUCCAUCAUCCACUGUAGAUGUGCUUCAUUUAAAGCUCUUCCUGUCUGUUUUUAAGUGGACACGAAGGAAGCGUUUUUAUUAAUAUAUAUUUUUGGUAUGUUGAUUGCAGGUAGCAAUAUAUUUUUUGCAUAAAGAUGUUUUCUAUUUUCUAAAAGGCAACUUGAGACAUUAUGAUAGGACUUUUGUGUUUAACAGAGAUUUGUGUUUUGUGUGUAUAGUCACCUAUGAGAGAUCCUCACCAACUUUAAAAGGCUUAAGGACGGCACUCUCCUCCGCUCAUGUUUACUUUGAAUAAUUAACGCUGCUGAUUGAGUGUCGAUUUGAAGGUAUGACAUCUUCGCCUACAAUUCGCUUGUACUUGAACUACAUGAAGUCUUCUGGAUUGGAAAUGGUUGGCGAUGAAAUGUUUUAGUUCAUGAUUGAGUGAUUGCCGAAGUAACAAAUUAUUUGCUUAGCAUUAGCUGAGUGCAUGACAACUCAUUAUUAUUAAUAGGGAUGGGCAUAAUGAUCAAAUUUACUGGUAAUUAGCCAUUUUAAUUGAUGUAAAUUGGAGUGCAAGACUGUCUCAGGGUCAAUUUGCUGUUCAAAGAAAAACAUUGACGACUACACAGGUCUAUGAAAAGUUAAGAUCAUUCAGAUUGUUGAAACAUAUUCAAAUUAAAAUUAUGUUCAUAGCCAAUCAAAUGUCCAUCCCUAUUUAAACUGUGAAAUUUUUAUGGCUGCUUGUUUUUUUAUUUAUUUAAUUUUAAAGCCAAAUAAUGCAUUGGAAAUUACUCAACUACAUUUUAAAUCUAUAACGCUUCAACAGCCCAUUACCACCAUCAUACAUUUUAUUCUGUCAUAUUUCACAUAUUUUUUUAGCAAUAUAUAUAACAUUUACUUUCCUGUAUGUCCUAUCUCCUUAACAGUUGAACUGUUCAAGGGGGGGGGUCAUCGUGUAUUUGGAGUGGUGGCGUCACAAAUUAACCAAAUUACAUGCAACCGCAAGCGCUUGUUUCACUUUCAUUUUAUGGUUUAUAUCAACUUUUGUAUGAUUGCUGGGCAAAUAUAACUUCUAAAUGGAGAAUCAGUGUGUGUGUGCACACGUGAGGAGAAACAAGCACGGCAUUAAAGGGACUUGAAUGUAGUGAGCAUGUAGCAGCCGCUUGCUGAGAGCGACAGUGUGUUAUGUACAUUACAGUAUGUACAUGUGUACAUGUGUGAUGUGUCUCAUGCACCCUGAAUGUAUCCCGAGAGCUCUUGGCCAUGCAAACACAUGCGCUGUUUGUGCCUUGGAAGAAUAAAAAGACUGAUUAUGAAUGAC